This is a messenger RNA of Tremella mesenterica DSM 1558, 4363 nucleotides long. RefSeq lists its product as uncharacterized. Gene Ontology annotation, molecular function: L-aminoadipate-semialdehyde dehydrogenase [NAD(P)+] activity. Lineage: Eukaryota; Fungi; Basidiomycota; Tremellomycetes; Tremellales; Tremellaceae. Bases 32 to 4363 code for a protein of 1443 amino acids. The transcript is spliced from 7 exons. Gene Ontology annotation, biological process: L-lysine biosynthetic process. The record is from RefSeq and is a predicted model, not a curated record.
GCCAUCUACAACAGCUCCACAGGCAUUCAACAUGGCAGAAAGUGCUCUGGUCAAUGGGACCACGACGCCCGCUUCGGAACUGAAAGCGAAACUGGAUAGAUGGUCGGAAAGAUUAUCAGCGCUGCCGAGUUUGGCAUUACCUACUGAUUAUCCUCGACCAUCCCCCGCGAAACUAGUCGAAUCUUUCCAAACUUUACCUAUCCCACCUUCCCUCACCCCAGCCCUUCUUAGACUCACCCUGGAGUACUCCACUCUUUACCCUUCUUCUCCAUUGCCAACACCUUAUCAUCUAUUACUCACUUCUUUCUCCAUCCUCUUAUUUCGUUACACACCUGAUCCUUCUUUGGUACUAUAUCCGACGGUUGCUGUCAACUCGACACCUUCCACUCAUCCUUUAUUAUUGAAAAUGGAAUUAUCACCCGAAAUGUCAUUUUUCGAAAUCCUUCAUCAAGUUUUAACUCAAGAAAUCAUCGCUACUCAAGAUUCUGUCCCACUUUCCACCUUGGUAGACCAUUUAAAACCUGAAGGUCCAUUAUUUCGAGUAAGAUUUUUCGAUUCAACAACUCUAGAAAUGGAUCCAACUACAUCACUCACAACUGAUCUCACUUUAUACCUUCUCGCUCAACCGACGGAAACACCGAUAACAAGAACUUCAAUACCUUCAUUAUAUCUACGAUUAGUAUAUAAUUCAUUAUUAUUCACACAAAAUCGUAUAACAUCUUUAUUAGAAUCAUUAUUACAACUCUUAACUUCGGCAUCUGAAAAAUCUUUUAAUCAUCCAAUAGGUUCAUUACCUAUACGUACUAUAUCACAAGAAAAAAUAUUACCUGAUCCUACUUCAGAUUUAAAUUGGUGUGAUUUCGUCGGAGCUAUCCCUGAUAUCUUUUCUGCAAACGCAAAGAAAUAUCCAGAUAAAUUAUGUGUGAUACAAUCUGAACAAACAAAUGGGAUAAUGGAAGGACCUAGUAAAGGUAGAAAAACAUUCACAUAUGGUCAAAUUGAUAAAGCUUCAAAUGUUAUCGCUCAUUGUUUGAUUCAAAAUGGUUUGAAGAAAGAAGAAGUUGUAAUGGUUUAUGCUGCUAGAAGUGUCGAAAUGGUGGUUUGCGUAAUGGGAAUCUUGAAAGCUGGUGGUGUUUUUUCAGUCGUCGAUCCUGCUUAUCCACCUAAUAGACAAAUCGUUUAUUUAGAAGUUUCAAAUCCAAAAGGUUUGUUGGUCAUUGAAAAAGCAGGAGAAUUGGCCAAGAUUGUGAAAGAUUUUAUUAAAGAUAAAUUAGAUUUGAAAAUCCUCAUCCCAUCCAUCUCUUUAUCGUCAAAUGGGAAAGAGGAAUACCAAGAUAUAUUAGAAAAAUAUCAAAACUUAUCACAAACUCCAACAGGUAUAAUCCUAGGUCCGGAUUCACCUGCGACUUUAAGUUUCACUUCAGGUAGUACAGGUAUACCGAAAGGUGUUAAAGGUAGACAUUACAGUUUAACACAUUUUUUCCCUUGGAUGUCUAAAAGAUUCGGUUUAAACGAAAAAAGUAAAUUCACAAUGUUAAGUGGUAUAGCACAUGAUCCUAUUCAAAGGGAUAUGUUUACUCCUUUGUUUUUAGGAGCUGAAUUAUACGUUCCUACUAGUGAUGAUAUUGGUACACCCGGUAGAUUAGCUGAAUGGAUGGAUGAUUGUCAAGUUAGUGUUACACAUUUGACACCUGCCAUGGGUCAGCUUCUUUCCGCUCAAGCCACCCGUCAAAUCCCUUCCCUCCUCAACGCAUUCUUCGUUGGAGACGUCCUCACUAAGCGCGACUGCACACGUCUCCAACAUCUCGCCAAGAACGUCUGCAUCAUCAACAUGUAUGGGACCACAGAAACCCAACGAGCCGUCUCUUAUUUCGCCAUUCCUUCAGUGAACGAAGAUUCCACCUUUCUCUCCACUCAAAAAGAUCUCAUAUCCGCCGGUCAAGGGAUGAUAGAUGUCCAACUUUUAGUCGUCAACCGAACCGAUCGUCUAGUCCCAUGUGCAGUAGGAGAAAUGGGAGAGAUAUACGUUCGAUCUGGUGGUUUAGCAGAAGGAUAUUUAGAUCCUUCAGCCACUGCGGAGAAAUUCGUCAUGAAUUGGUUUGGACAAGAUCUCAAGAGAGAAGAUACACUCAUUGGUCCAGCUAGAGAACAUUGGUUCGGUAUAAGAGAUAGAAUGUACAGAUCUGGAGAUUUAGGUAGAUACCUUCCUGAUGGGAAUGUCGAAUGUACUGGAAGAGCCGAUGAUCAAAUCAAAAUCCGUGGAUUCCGUAUAGAAUUAGGAGAAAUCGAUACACAUUUAUCAAGACAUCCUUUAGUAAGAGAAAACGUCACUUUGGUAAGAAGAGAUAAAGAUGAAGAAAAAGUUUUGGUCUCUUAUUUCGUACCCAUCAACGAUAAUCUCGAAGGAUUAAUUUCCGAAUCGGAUAAUCCUCAAGAUGAUGAAGAAGUAGAAGAAGAAGAAGAAAAUGAAAAAGAUUUAAAAAUGGAAAUGUUACGUGGUGUACGUCGAUAUCGUCGAUUGAUUAAAGAUAUUCGUGAAUAUUUAAGAAAGAAAUUACCUUCUUAUGCCGUUCCAUCAGUUUAUUUCCCAUUAUCAAAACUUCCUUUAAAUCCAAAUGGUAAAGUCGAUAAACCUAAAUUACCUUUUCCCGAUACUUCUUUGGUUCCAACUGUUCCGACAACAGAUUCGACAAUGUUGACGCCUACACAAAAGACGAUACAUGAUAUUUGGUUGAAAUUAUUACCUUCACCACCUAAUACAAUUGGAAUGGAAGAGAUUUUUUUCGAUAUGGGUGGACAUUCUAUCCUUGCCACUAGAUUGAUCUUCGAGAUUAGGAAAACUUUCGUUGUUAAUGCUCCUUUAGGAUUAGUUUUUGAUAAACCUACUAUUGGUGGACAAGCAAGAGAAGUUGAUUCGUUAAGGAAUGAAGAAUUAACACCUGCUUUUGAUACCGUGACCCCUUCAAGACCAACGACAAAACCACGUUCAUAUUCCGAUGACCUUCCAGAACUCGUAUCACUAUUACCUACAUUCUCUCCUCUUCCUUCCGACUAUAAUACAAAACCACUUACCGUUUUCUUAACAGGAGCCACAGGGUUUUUAGGUGGUUUCAUAUUAAACGACCUACUCACCAAUCGAUCUUCUCGAAUUAAAAAAGUAAUUUGUCUAGUCAGAUCAUCAUCACUUGAAAAAGGUCAAGAACGUUUGAUUAAUUCUUGUACUUUAUUAGGUAUCUGGAACCCAUCUUGGUUAUCAGAAAACAAAUUAGAAAUAAUUAUAGGUGAUUUAUCUAAACCUCAAUUCGAUCUUUCUUCAAAAUCAUGGGAUUAUUUAUCAAAAGAAACAGAUGCGAUAUUACAUAAUGGUGCUAUAGUUCAUUGGGUUUAUCCAUAUGAAAAAUUAAAACCUACAAACGUAUUAUCGACAUUGGAAUGUUUGAAAUUAUGUUGUCAAGGUGGGAAAAUGAAAUCAUUCACUUUUGUUUCAAGUACGAGCGUUUUAGAUACGGAAGGAUUCAUUAAGAAAUCAGAUGAAGAAUUACAGAAUGGUAAUGAUGGUUUAAGAGAGGAUGAUGAUUUAGAACAAGGGAAAAAAGGUUUGGUUACUGGUUAUGGACAAAGUAAAUGGGUAGCUGAGAAAUUGAUUAUGAUGGCUCAGAAUAAUGGAUUGAGAGGUUGGAUAGUUAGACCUGGUUAUGUAAUGGGAGAUUCUAAGAGUGCUGUCACCAAUACGGACGAUUUCAUUUGGAGAAUGGUAAAAGGAUGUUUACAAUUGGGUUUGAUACCAGAUAUAAACAAUUCCAUCAAUUUAGUCCCUGUUGAUCAUGUCUCUUUACUUUGUUCAUUAUCACUUCUUUCACCUCCUCCCCCUCCUUCUCCUCCUCCUCCUCCUUCUUCUUCUUCCUCUUCCCCUUUAACUUCCCCUUCAUCUGAAAAACCCACAUCUGGUCCAUACGUAAUCCACGUCACUGGUCAUCCACGUAUCCGAUUCAACGACUUACUCUCUUUCUUACCUUUUUACGGAUACAAAGUCGAAAAAGUAGAAUACGUCAUUUGGCGUAGUAAAUUAGAACAACACGUUUUAGAAACUCAAGAUAACGCUCUUUUCCCAUUAUUACAUUUCGUUUUGGACGAUUUACCAACAAGUACCAAAUCUGCUGAAUUGGACGAUACAAACGCUAGGACUUUGGCCAAACAAGCUGGUGAGAAAGAAGGUGCUGGUGUUGGUGAAGAAGAAGUUGGAAAGUAUUUAAGUUGGUUGAUACGUGCUGGGUUUUUAGAUGAACCUGAUGGGAAAGGGAAAGAGUUGGUUUAUGGACAAGGAAAGGUUGGGUUGAUAGGUAGGAAUACUAUCGGGGUUUAA